CGUAGAUACACGUGAGCAGCUGUCUCCCAUUCCUACGGACUUACUUCCUGCCAUAGCGGGCCGUAUCCCUCUGAACUUGGCCAAAAUGAGCGAACCGAUCGAUAAGAACAGCUCCACUCAAGAGGAAUCCACAAAUCCAAUGUUUCCAGAGAAAAGCAGUCAGAUUGGACAAAAGCAACUGCAACAGAUAGAACGGCAGUUGAAAUGCUUGGCCUUUCAAAACCCUGGGCCACAGGUGGCCGAUUUUAACCCUGAGACGAGGCAGCAGAAAAAAAAGGCACGGAUGUCGAAAAUGAACGAGUAUUUUUCUGGGAAGCACAAAGUUAUGAGGAAGUACGACAAAAGCGGCAGGCUACUCUGUAACGACAUGGACCUGUGUGACUGCCUGGAGAAGAACUGCCUGGGCUGCUUCUACCCUUGUCCCAAGUGCAACUCCAACAAGUGCGGCCCUGAGUGCCGAUGCAACCGGCGCUGGGUUUAUGACGCCAUCGUCACCGAGUCUGGAGAGGUCAUCAGCACCUUGCCGUUUAGUGUUCCUGACUAGGAGAUAUUAUACACAGACACUUUCUAGACACACACUCUCUAGACACACUCUCUCUCACUGUCUUCUCUCCCUCUGUAUGUGUGUGUAUGUGUGUGUUUUGAGGCAGGGUCUUAUUCUGUCCCUCACCCUGGCUUUGAACUUACACCAGUCUUUCUGUCUUAGCUUCUCAAGUUCUGGUAGUUUAGGUAUAAUACGUCAUGCCUGGCUCCCAUUUCUUGAUUUUUAUUGUAUACAUACAUACAUACAUACAUACAUGUAUA
Messenger RNA from Peromyscus leucopus (white-footed mouse), 804 nucleotides. RefSeq names its product ADP ribosylation factor like GTPase 14 effector protein like (gene Arl14epl). NCBI's taxonomy places the organism in Eukaryota, Metazoa, Chordata, Mammalia, Rodentia, Cricetidae. The coding region runs from base 86 to 544 and encodes 152 amino acids. The record is from RefSeq and is a predicted model, not a curated record. The transcript has 4 exons.